Ricinus communis (castor bean) is the source of this 997-nucleotide messenger RNA. RefSeq lists its product as uncharacterized. NCBI's taxonomy places the organism in Eukaryota, Viridiplantae, Streptophyta, Magnoliopsida, Malpighiales, Euphorbiaceae. The transcript is spliced from 2 exons. The record is from RefSeq and is a predicted model, not a curated record. Bases 411 to 923 code for a protein of 170 amino acids.
UUUUCGAAUAAUAACUAGGAGGAAUAUAUUAUAAAUUGUAAUCCCUUUAAUUUGUAUAUAAUAUCUGUAAAUAUUUAUGUAUAGAUAUAGCAUAAACAUAAUCCCUGUUGUUACGUUUAUUUUGGGAGCUAAUAGAUAUAAUCAAGUAGUGUAAGAAGUCAAAACCGUCCAUUUUGUUUUCUGUUCUGCAAUUAAAAGACUCCUUAUCCCUUUUCCAGAGAGAGAGAGAGAGAGAGAGAGAGAAGAUUACAUAUGGGCCCGAUUUUAUUAGUAGAUCAGACCAAGAGUGGGCUUGUUAAUGUUCUAAACCCAACACGGUCGAAUCAGGGAAGAAGCCCUACAUGGAAAUUUUUCUUGGAUAAUCCAUAUUCCAUUUUCUAUUUCCACCACACAAAAGUCCCUGAACGAAAAUGAUAAGCACACAAUCUGUAGCUCCAUUACACAUUUCUGUUAACGUCUUAGCCAAGAACUUGCGAAAAAAGAAAGGAAAAAGUAUGAUUUCGCUCGAAAUUUGUAAGACCUGUCAAUCAACAUUUAUCCUGAACCCCUCAAAGCUCCCGAAAGAAAUGGUAAAACAACAAAUGCCCACUCCAAGGAAGGUAUUCCACAGAAGAAAACUUUCACUGAGAGGAUGCAGUGCACAAGAACCAGAGAAAAAGAAGACAGAAAGGCGAAGUUUCUUGAGUCUUGAAGAAGCUGGUUUGGUUGAGAUAUCUGGUUUAAGCACUCAUGAGCGCUUCCUAUGCCGGUUAACGAUAUCAUCGCUGAACCUCUUGAGAGUAAUCUCUGAGGAAGAAGGAUGUGCAAUUGAGGAGCUGAAUGCUGGAAAGAUAUGUGAUUGGUUCGUCAAGGAUAAGCUGAAGAGAGAAGAGAAUAUAGAUUCUGCAGUCCUUCAAUGGGACGAUUCUGAGUUACAGUUUUGAGUUCUUUUUGCAAUUUAAUUAUGUUUUUACUUCCGCCAUCAAUCAACUAAUUAAAAAGCUCGAGUUCGUGAAUA